Molecule: messenger RNA, 5657 nt
Organism: Megalobrama amblycephala (Wuchang bream)
Lineage: Eukaryota; Metazoa; Chordata; Actinopteri; Cypriniformes; Xenocyprididae
Product: NACHT, LRR and PYD domains-containing protein 12-like
Exons: 26
Coding region: 378-5378 (1666 amino acids)
Molecular function (GO): protein binding
Source: RefSeq, a predicted model, not a curated record
AAACCCACGAAGAAGAGGAAAUCGAAAGUAACUCAUUCCACAGAGAUACUGAUUUGAUCCACGCGAUUUUCCAGAAAACGUGUUUAAAGAUGUCAGUUUAGCACAAUACCAACCAAAUUUAACUCUCGCGGUCAUUUCUGUGUAUUUAAUCCAUAAUCAUCGAUACCAGGAAGAGAUUUUGAGAAUAACGCGCUGACAGGAAACAAACACAGGAAGUGAAAUGAAGAAUCUUCCAUAAAUUACCAUCUUUUGAAGGCCACUGAUGAUAAAACAUGAAGAUUAUGGAGAAAUGUUACUGAAAACGAGUUGAGUGAUUGAUUGAUUGAUCUGUGUUCAGUGUCAGUUUAUCUGAGCGAGGAAAGGACUCUCUCUCUAAGAUGAGUCUCUCAGAGAAACACAGUGUGAGAUCAGACUCACAUGUGUCCAGCUCUGUGUCUCUGAAGAGUGAUCAGUCAAAAGAUUAUCCACCAGACUUCAGUGAGAGAAAACCAUCAUCUGAUAAAAGUGUAAGAUCAGACUCACAUGUAUCCAGCUCUAUGUCUCUGAAGAGUGAUCAGUCAAAAGAUGAUCCACUAAACUUCAGUGAGAGAAAAUCUGAUAAAAGUCUUCAGUAUGAGACAUUAGACUCAGAUGUUCAGACUCACAGGAAACACGAGAGUUUCAAAGACAAUCUCCUGUGGAUCUUCCAAGAUCUUGAGAGCAAAUUAAUCACAUUUCUGAAGAAAGAGCUGGAAAAGUUUAAGAAAAUAUUACAAAAUGAGAACACAGAAUUCUUUGUGAAGGACUUUAAUGAGAAUAGAUGCAGUACCAAAGCAGCAGCUCUUGAUCUCACACUACAUUACCUGAGAGAGAUGAAGCAAGAUGAAGCUGCUGAUGCUCUAGAAGAUGAGCUGCUCUUCAUUCAUCAGCUCAAAUGUGGCCUAAAGAAGAAGUAUCAAUGUGUGUUUGAAGGAAUUGCGAAGCAAGGUGACUCCACACUUCUGAAUAACAUCUACACAGAUCUCUAUAUCACUCAGGGUGGCAGUGAACAGGUCAAUACUGAACAUGAGGUCAGACAGAUUGAAGUUGCUUCCAGGCAUCAUGAAUCUCAAGAGAUACAGGUUGAAUGCAGAAAUUUGUUUGAAGCUCCUGAACAAGACAAGGACAUCCGAACUGUACUGACAAAAGGAGUCGCUGGCAUCGGAAAAUCAGUCUCUGUGCAAAAGUUUGUUCUGGACUGGGCUGAAGGGAAACAAAAUCAAGAUAUCAGCUUCAUAUUUCCUCUUCCAUUCAGAGAGAUGAACUUAAAGGAGAAAGAAAAACUAAGUUUGAUGGACCUUAUAACUCAUUUUUUCCCAGAGACAAAAGGACUGAACCUUACAAGAAGGAAUCAGUUCAAAGUCCUGUUCAUCCUUGAUGGAUUGGACGAAUGUCGCCUUCCUCUGAAGUUUGAUCGUAAUGAGACGUGGCAUGAUGUAUCGUCACCAGCCUCUCUGGAUGUUCUCCUAACGAACCUCAUGAAGGGAAAUCUGCUUCCUUCUGCUCUCAUCUGGAUCACCACCAGACCAGCAGCUGCCAGUAAGAUUCCUCCUGACUGUAUCGACCGGCUGACAGAGAUACGAGGAUUCAAUGAUGCACAAAAGGAAGAGUACUUCAAAAAAAGAUUCACUGAUCAGAAUCAGGCCAACACAAUCAUUGAUCAUGUUAAAAAAUCAAAGAGUCUCUUCAUCAUGUGCCACAUCCCAGUCUUCUGCUGGAUUUCAGCCACUGUUCUCCAGAACAUUCUGGAGGAGAAAAGAAAUAAUGAUGUGAAAAUCAAUCAGGCUGAUGAGAUCUCUAAAACACAGCAGGAAUCAAAUACUGAAGACACUCCCAAGACUCUGACACAAAUGUACACACACUUUCUCCGCUUUCAGAUCCAGCAGAGCCGCCGAAAGUAUGAUGGAGAAUAUGCAGCAGAUGUUUCCUGGGAUAAAGAUGCCAUCCUUUCACUGGGGAAACUGGCAUUUCAUCAACUGGAAAGAAACAACGUGAUCUUCUAUAACUCAGACCUGGAAGCCUGUGGUAUUGACGUCUAUAAGGCAUCAGUGUACUCAGGCAUGUGUACCCAGAUCUUUAAGGAGGAAACAGGGAUCACUCUUGGCACCAUGUACUGCUUUGUUCACUUAAGCAUUCAAGAGUUUAUUGCAGCCCUUUAUGCACAUCUGUUUCUAGACAUCAACAAGAAAAGUGUGUUUGUUCAUGAGUCUACAGAACAGGAAAACAAAAAUGAAACCUUGAUUGAUUUUCUCAAGACUGCAGUGGACAAGGCGCUUGAGAGUGACAGUGGACACCUGGACCUUUUCCUUCGCUUCCUCCUCGGUCUGUCACUCCAGUCCAAUCGACGGCUCUUACGGGGUCUGUUAUCACAGCAAGAUGACAAUGAACAGAGCAACAAGAGAAUAGUUCAGUACAUCAAGCAGAAAUUAGAAGAUAAUCUGCCUGCAGAGAGAUCCAUCAAUCUGUUCUACUGUCUGAAUGAACUGAACGACCAAACUCUGGUGAAGGAGAUCCAGACCCAGCUUAACAAACAAAGUCUCUCAUCUGGUGACCUUUCACCUGCCCAGUGGUCUGCUUUGGUCUUUGUGUUGUUGACAUCAGAGGAAGAUCUGGAGGAGUUUGAGCUUCAGAAAUUCAAGAAAUCAGACGAGUGUGUCAUUAGAUUAUCGGCGGUCAUCAAAACCUCCAGAAGAGCUCUGUUAGAUGGUUGUAAUUUAACAGACAAAAGCUGUUCAGCUCUGGCUGCAGUUCUUGGAUCAGAUACCAAUCUGAAAGAGCUGAACAUGAACAAUAAUAAUCUGCACGAUUCAGGACUGAAGCUGCUUUGUGGUGGACUGAAGAAUAUAAAGUGUAGAUUGGAGAUACUGAGAUGCUGUGGAUGCAGUAUUACAGAGAAACAGUGUCUCAUCCUGACUUCAGCUCUGAAAUCAAACCCGUCACACCUGAGAGAGCUGAACCUGAGCUGGAAUAAACUAGAAAACACAGGAGUGAAGCACUUAUGUGACGUACUGAAGGAUUCACACGGUAAACUGGAGAGAUUGAGACUCUCUAACUGCAGUGUAACAGAAGAAGGUUAUAAAGCUCUGGCUUCAGCUCUGAGAUCAAACCCUUCACACCUGAUAGAGCUGGAUCUCACAGGAAAUGACCCUGGAGAAUCAGGAGUGAAGGAGCUCGAUGAUUUACUACAGGAUCCAAACUGUCAACUGAAGACACUGAGGUUUGUGAGUCCUGCUGCAGAUGAAGCCUGUCAGUAUGUGAGAGGAAUUGUGGGUAAAAACCCGUUACUCCUGAGAGAGCUGAAUCUGAGUGAACAUGAACUAGGAGACACACGAGUGAAUCAGAUGGCUGAACUACUGAAGGAUAAACACUGUCGACUCAACACGCUGACUCUGAAUAGAUGCAGUAUUACAGAGAAACAGUGUCUCAUCCUGACUUCAGCUCUGAAAUCAAACCCGUCACACCUGAGAGAGCUGAACCUGAGCUGGAAUAAACUAGAAAACACAGGAGUGAAGCACUUAUGUGACGUACUGAAGGAUUCACACGGUAAACUGGAGAGAUUGAGACUCUCUAACUGCAGUGUAACAGAAGAAGGUUAUAAAGCUCUGGCUUCAGCUCUGAGAUCAAACCCUUCACACCUGAUAGAGCUGGAUCUCACAGGAAAUGACCCUGGAGAAUCAGGAGUGAAGGAGCUCGAUGAUUUACUACAGGAUCCAAACUGUCAACUGAAGACACUGAGGUUUGUGAGUCCUGCUGCAGAUGAAGCCUGUCAGUAUGUGAGUGGAAUUGUGGGUAAAAACCCGUUACUCCUGAGAGAGCUGAAUCUGAGUGAACAUGAACUAGGAGACACACGAGUGAAUCAGAUGGCUGAACUACUGCAGGAUAAACACUGUCGACUCAACACGCUGACUCUGAAUAGAUGCAGUAUUACAGAGAAACAGUGUCUCAUCCUGACUUCAGCUCUGAAAUCAAACCCGUCACACCUGAGAGAGCUGAACCUGAGCUGGAAUAAACUAGAAAACACAGGAGUGAAGCACUUAUGUGACGUACUGAAGGAUUCACACGGUAAAAUGGAGAGAUUGAGACUCUCUAACUGCAGUGUAACAGAAGAAGGUUAUAAAGCUUUGGCUUCAGCUCUGAGAUCAAACCCUUCACACCUAAUAGAGCUGGAUCUCACAGGAAAUGAUCCUGGAGAAUCAGGAGUGAAGGAGCUCAAUGAUUUACUACAGAAUCCAAACUGUCAACUGAAGACACUGAGGUUUGUGAGUCCUGCUGCAGAUGAAGCCUGUCAGUAUGUGAGAGGAAUUGUGGGUAAAAACCCGUUACUCCUGAGAGAGCUGAAUCUGAGUGAACAUGAACUAGGAGACACACAAGUGAAUCAGAUGGCUGAACUACUGCAGGAUAAACACUGUCGACUCAACACGCUGACUCUGAAUAGAUGCAGUAUUACAGAGAAACAGUGUCUCAUCCUGACUUCAGCUCUGAAAUUAAACCCAUCACACCUGAGAGAGCUGGACCUCAGUAGGAAUAAAAUAGAAAACAAAGGAAUGAAUCACUUAUGUGAUGUACUGAAGGAUUCACACUGUAACCUGGAGAGAUUGAGGUUAAUACGCUGUGAUAUGACAGAUGAAGGUUGUUCUGAUGUGACUUCAGCUCUAAAAUUAAACUCAUCACACCUGAGAGAGCUGGACCUCACAUGGAAUAAACUAGGAAACUCUGCAGUGAAAAACCUCAGUGAUCUACUUAUGGACCCACAAUGCAAGCUGGAAAAACUAAAUCUGUGUGAAUGCAGUAUUACAGAGAAACAGUGUGUCAUCCUGACUUCAGCUCUGAAAUCAAACCCAUCACACCUGAGAGAGCUGGACCUGAGCAGGAAUAAACUAGGAGAUUCUGGAUUGAAAAACCUCAGUGAUCUACUGAUGAACCCACAAUGCAAGCUGGAAAAACUACCUCUGUGUCAAUGUAGUAUUACAGAGAAACAGUGUCUCAUCCUGGCUUCAGCUUUGAAAUCAAACCCGUCACACCUGAGAGAGCUGGACCUCAGUGAGAAUCAAAUAACAAACACAGGAUUGAAGCACAUAUGUGACAUACUGAAGGAUUCACACUGUAAACUAGAAAGAUUAAGCCUAAUGAACUGUGGCAUUUCAGAUGUUUCUUCUUUAACUGAGUCUUUGACAAACACAAAAGCACUGCAGUUCUUAAAAGAGCUUAAUCUUAUAAACAAUAAAAUAAGAGACUCAAAGCAGCUCAGAGAUGUGAUACAAGACUCAAACUGUAAACUGAGAGAUGAUAGAGAACAAUCACCAGAUGUCUAUGAUAGAGAUCAGUCCCCAAAACACUCUGAUGGUUGCUUUAUAUCAUAGUUUGAAAGCAUCAUGAGAGGAGCAGUGAUUAUCCAGUAAUCCACAGAAGGGCUUGUGUCUAUGAGGAGAAAUAAAUGUGUGAUAAAUGUGAAUUUAUACACAAUAAUGUAUACAUGUGUUUUACACUUAUUAUUAUUAUUAUUAUUAUUAUUUGAACAUUAAGGGAACAUUCCAUUUUUAUAAUUUUGGUAAUGUUACAUUCAAUAACAUUAUGGGAAUGUUGAAUGUUUGAAUGCUCUCUGAAUAUUCUAAAACAUGAAACAUUUAAUCCUUAAGGGU